This is a messenger RNA of Paramuricea clavata, 423 nucleotides long. Lineage: Eukaryota; Metazoa; Cnidaria; Anthozoa; Malacalcyonacea; Plexauridae. The record is from the annotation of a GenBank genome assembly.
AUGCCAAAGAAAAACCUCGAGUAUGAGAUUUAUAUAUUUCGCCAAGCCCGACAAACGACUGACGAAACAUUGGAUCAGUACCACACGCGCCUUCGAAAGCUUGCUACAACAUGCGAGUUUACCGAUGCUGAUCGAGAAAUUAAAACACAAAUCAUACAAAGCUGCGUUUCCACGCGUCUUCGGAGAAAAGCGCUUCGUGAUUCAACGCUUACUCUGAGUGCCUUACUCGCUGAAGGUCGUUCGGUGGAAGUAAGUGAAAAACAAGCUAAAGGCAUCGAGAAAUCCCUCGCAGCCAUCAAGAUCGACGAAAAACCCCCUACUGAAAUCGACGAUAGUGUGAAUGUCAUUCAACAUCAACAACGCCAACAACCACCGUACGCUCGUCGGGAAGCAGUGGAACGCAAGUGUUAUUAUUCGGGUUAG